UUUGACAACAUAACCGAUUUUCAUGUUUUUCAAGUGAAAAUUUUCUUUCGAUUCAGAAAAAUGUAAAAUAAUGUGAAACAUUAAAAUUUAGUAAUACAUGCUCUUAAGAAGCUUCAGACCAAAGAUGUCUUUCAAUUUUAAUCCGCUAUCUGGCAGUAUUCCACAAAUGCAUCUCCUCGCACCGAAUUCGGGUAGCAACUCAUUGAAUUUACUUCCCAAAUUACUCGUUGCCCAACAAUCAUCUCAAAUGGGAAAAAAUUCAACACAACAUCGUUCAUAUGAUUUCAAAAAUAUUCAUGAUGGUAACGUUCCAUCGGGAACAGGUCCUAUGGAGCUUGAAAAUCCUUCCGAAGGCCAAUCGAGUUGUGAUCAUCACUUAAAUGAGGGCAGUUGUGAGAAUAUUAACUCAAAUUCUGAGCUGGUCUUCAAUGGAAUGAUGGGAAUACAACCACAAAGUUUCAUGAUGCUUCCAAGUGUUAUGAUGGAUCCAUCACUACUCGGUAUUCAACAGUUUCCAGUCCUAAAUCUUCCAACAGCAACUGUCACUUCACCCGAAAAUCUCAAAAACAGUGAGAAUCAGGUUGUGAAAGAAAUUAUUCAUUGUCAAAAUUGCACUUUGAUUCCUCCAAAUCCAAAUCAGCCACCACCAACAAUAAGAGAACGACCACUUGGAUGUAAAACGUGUUUUGUUGGUGGUCUUCCUGAAAACAUUACCGAAGCAAUUAUUCAUGAAAUUUUCGAACGAUGUGGAGAAAUAACUACACUUCGUUUGUCGAAGAAGAAUUUUUGUCAUAUUAGAUUCACUUUUGAAGUAUCUGUCGAUUCAGCAAUUUAUUUGUCUGGAUAUAGAGUUAAAAUUGGCAACAACAAUGAUCCGGGAAACACUGGAAAAUUACAUGUUGACUAUGCUCAAGCAAGAGACGAUCAAUACGAAUACGAAUGCAGACAACGGCAACUUCAGAGAGAGCAACGACAUAAAGAGAAAGAUCGUUCUAGAUCGUCAUCGUCGCCACCUCUAGUCGUUCACUUUACUGAUCAUGAAGCAACGUCGGUCUCAGAAAAGAUAAAAAAUGAUGAAACUUUUUUGAAAGCUGUUGUCACUCUCAUAACAUGGCUUGAAAGGGGCGAUUGUGUGAAAAAGAAUGCAAAUAUAUUCUAUUCGAUGAUUCAAAGCACAAAUUCUCAUAUAAGAAGAAUAUUAAAUGAGAAAUGUCAAUAUGAAGAUGAACUUAGAGAUGCUAAAGAAAAAUAUCAUAAGCAGAUGAUCAAGAUGGUUGAGCAAUAUGAACAUAGAGAAGAAUUUACAGCUUUGGUUCGAGAAAUGAAGAACCAUUUACGUUCUGAAGGAUAUCAACUUUCAGUUACAAUUCUUCCAAAUGUUAACUCUUCCCUUUAUCUCGAUGUUUCUGCAACAGUUAACAAUAUUGAUUGGAUCAAUCUUGCUGCUUUUGACUUUCAAACACCUUUCAGAAAUAAGAAGGAAGUCGAUUUUCCAGCACCAUUAUAUCGACCAAGCGAACGCAAUUCGGAAUUGAACGCUGAUUAUCAAGUGACUGAUUUAAUUGGACGUGGUUUCCCUUCAAAUAAAAUUGUCCUUGGAAUUCCCACCCAUGCAAACGUUUGGUCUAUCGAAGAAGAUGCAACUGCGACAGGAGUUCCACCAUUUCAAGGAAAUGGCCCAGCUCCACCAGGGAUUCAAUCAAAAUUGGAAGGAAUUUUGAGUUAUGCAGAAGUGUGCAGUAAGCUUACAAACCCCCAGAAUAAAGAUCUGAAAGGAGAAAAUGGCCCAGUACGUAAAGUAGGUGAUCCAUCCAAGCGAUUUGGAAGUUAUGGAUUUAGAUUACCUGAUAAAGAUGGCGAGCACGGUUUAUGGAUGGGCUAUGAGGGUCCAGACACAGCUGGAAAUAAAGCAGCUUACGUCAGAGCUAAGAACCUUGGUGGUGUCGCAAUCUUUGAUUUGACCAUGGAUGAUUUCCGAGGAGCAUGUUCAGGUCCUAUGGAGCUUGAAAAUCCUUCCGAAGGCCAAUCGAGUUGUGAUCAUCACUUAAAUGAGGGCAGUUGUGAGAAUAUUAACUCAAAUUCUGAGCUGGUCUUCAAUGGAAUGAUGGGAAUACAACCACAAAGUUUCAUGAUGCUUCCAAGUGUUAUGAUGGAUCCAUCACUACUCGGUAUUCAACAGUUUCCAGUCCUAAAUCUUCCAACAGCAACUGUCACUUCACCCGAAAAUCUCAAAAACAGUGAGAAUCAGGUUGUGAAAGAAAUUAUUCAUUGUCAAAAUUGCCCUUUGAUUCCUCCAAAUCCAAAUCAGCCACCACCAACAAUAAGAGAACGACCACUUGGAUGUAAAACGUGUUUUGUUGGUGGUCUUCCUGAAAACAUUACCGAAGCAAUUAUUCAUGAAAUUUUCGAACGAUGUGGAGAAAUAACUACACUUCGUUUGUCGAAGAAGAAUUUUUGUCAUAUUAGAUUCACUUUUGAAGUAUCUGUCGAUUCAGCAAUUUAUUUGUCUGGAUAUAGAGUGAAAAUUGGCAACAACAAUGAUCCGGGAAACACUGGAAAAUUACAUGUUGACUAUGCUCAAGCAAGAGACGAUCAAUACGAAUACGAAUGCAGACAACGGCAACUUCAGAGAGAGCAACGACAUAAAGAGAAAGAUCGUUCUAGAUCGUCAUCGUCGCCACCUCUAGUCGUUCACUUUACUGAUCAUGAAGCAACGUCGGUCUCAGAAAAGAUAAAAAAUGAUGAAACUUUUUUGAAAGCUGUUGUCACUCUCAUAACAUGGCUUGAAAGGGGCGAUUGUGUGAAAAAGAAUGCAAAUAUAUUCUAUUCGAUGAUUCAAAGCACAAAUUCUCAUAUAAGAAGAAUAUUAAAUGAGAAAUGUCAAUACGAAGAUGAACUUAGAGAUGCUAAAGAAAAAUAUCAUAAGCAGAUGAUCAAGAUGGUUGAGCAAUUCAAUCAGAUUGAAAAAGUUUUUAAUGCUGCAAGUCAUAAGAAAGUCUGGGAUCAUUUCACAAAAGCGCAGAGGAAAAACAUCGAUUCAUGGUGCAAGCAAGCAUUGGAAAUUCGAUCAUACCAACUUGAUGAAUUCGUGAAAGAAAAUGACGAAAUGGAUAUGUCAGAUGAUGAUAACAACAGUGGAUCACAAAGUAGAAAAAAGAUGAAACUUGACAAUACCAGAAAGAAGGACGAAACUUUAUUCCGACACCAUGACAUAAAAAUUGAAGCUGAAUCCAAGGAAAAUGAUCGAGUUGACAAAGAUCUUAAGGAGAAGCAAAUCAAAGUCCUUCAAGAGACAAUUCGGAAUCUUCAGCGUAAACUUAUUGAAACAAAUACCAAAGAGAAACAAAAUGAAGCCAAAAUCAAUGAACUUGAGGAAACAAUUCGCGAGUCAAAUGUUAAAGAAUUAUUGUUACGAACAAAGAUUGCAAACGCUCGUAGAUGUUCAAUCUCUGGUGCGUCCAACACGAACGACGACGCUAGUGAUUCAUCUUCAGUCGCGCAAUUAAAUAAUGUGGAUCUAGUAGCGAACGAAUCUCUUUUAAUUAGCUUGGCAACUACUUUUCUAGUCAUUCAUCCAAGAGGAGCAAACAUCGAGGCAAUAUUGGCUUACAUUCAACAGUUUGUGCCAUCAACAAAUGAACAUGAAGUUCAAGAUAUGUUGACGAAAAAUGAGAGAAUUUUUUCUUUCAUCACCAAUGAAAAUGAACGUUUUAAAUGGUUUUACAAUGGCUUAGGAAAAGUUACGUUAACUGACAUUGAAGCAGGAUUAUCACAAUGCACACAUCUGGUGUAUGGAUGGACUGGAAUCAAUGAAGCUAAGAGGGUCGUUUCAUUAAAUGCCCAUCAGGACUUGGAUCAAGGCAAAAGUCUCUUCCGAUUGACCACACAACUUAAAAGAAAAUUCCCAGGACUUAAAGUGCUUUUGGGUGUUGGUGGUGAUGCACAAAUGGAAUAUGACAAUUGGCUAGAUCUUCUCGAAUCAUCACAAAAACGCAUAGAAUUUGCUUACAGCGCUUAUGAUUUGGUGAAAACUUUCGAUUUCGAUGGCAUUGAUUUAGCUUUUGAGUUUCCAAAAACUAAACCAAAAAAAAUACGCUCCAGCGUUGGCUCUGUAUGGCAUUCCUUUAAAAAAACCAUUGGAGUAGCUGGUAAUCCAGUAGAUCCUAAAUCAGAUGAACAUAGAGAAGAAUUUACAGCUUUGGUUCGAGAAAUGAAGAACAGUUUCCGUCCUGAAGGAUAUCAACUUUCAGUUACAAUUCUUCCAAAUGUUAACUCUUCCCUUUAUCUCGAUGUUUCUGCAACAGUUAACAAUAUUGAUUGGAUCAAUCUUGCUGCUUUUGACUUUCAAACACCUUUCAGAAAUAAGAAGGAAGUCGAUUUUCCAGCACCAUUAUAUCGACCAAGCGAACGCAAUUCGGAAUUGAACGCUGAUUAUCAAGUAACUGAUUUAAUUGGACGGGGUUUCCCUUCAAAUAAAAUUGUCCUUGGAAUUCCCACCCAUGCAAACGUUUGGUCUAUCGAAGAAGAUGCAACUGCGACAGGAGUUCCACCAUUUCAAGGAAAUGGCCCAGCUCCACCAGGGAUUCAAUCAAAAUUGGAAGGAAUUUUGAGUUAUGCAGAAGUGUGCAGUAAGCUUACAAACCCCCAGAAUAAAGAUCUGAAAGGAGAAAAUGGCCCAGUACGUAAAGUAGGUGAUCCAUCCAAGCGAUUUGGAAGUUAUGGAUUUAGAUUACCUGAUAAAGAUGGCGAGCACGGUUUAUGGAUGGGCUAUGAGGAUCCAGACACAGCUGGAAAUAAAGCAGCUUACGUCAGAGCUAAGAACCUUGGUGGUGUCGCAAUCUUUGAUUUGACCAUGGAUGAUUUCCGAGGAGCAUGUUCAGGUCCUAUGGAGCUUGAAAAUCCUUCCGAAGGCCAAUCGAGUUGUGAUCAUCACUUAAAUGAGGGCAGUUGUGAGAAUAUUAACUCAAAUUCUGAGCUGGUCUUCAAUGGAAUGAUGGGAAUACAACCACAAAGUUUCAUGAUGCUUCCAAGUGUUAUGAUGGAUCCAUCACUACUCGGUAUUCAACAGUUUCCAGUCCUAAAUCUUCCAACAGCAACUGUCACUUCACCCGAAAAUCUCAAAAACAGUGAGAAUCAGGUUGUGAAAGAAAUUAUUCAUUGUCAAAAUUGCACUUUGAUUCCUCCAAAUCCAAAUCAGCCACCACCAACAAUAAGAGAACGACCACUUGGAUGUAAAACGUGUUUUGUUGGUGGUCUUCCUGAAAACAUUACCGAAGCAAUUAUUCAUGAAAUUUUCGAACGAUGUGGAGAAAUAACUACACUUCGUUUGUCGAAGAAGAAUUUUUGUCAUAUUAGAUUCACUUUUGAAGUAUCUGUCGAUUCAGCAAUUUAUUUGUCUGGAUAUAGAGUGAAAAUUGGCAACAACAAUGAUCCGGGAAACACUGGAAAAUUACAUGUUGACUAUGCUCAAGCAAGAGACGAUCAAUACGAAUACGAAUGCAGACAACGGCAACUUCAGAGAGAGCAACGACAUAAAGAGAAAGAUCGUUCUAGAUCGUCAUCGUCGCCACCUCUAGUCGUUCACUUUACUGAUCAUGAAGCAACGUCGGUCUCAGAAAAGAUAAAAAAUGAUGAAACUUUUUUGAAAGCUGUUGUCACUCUCAUAACAUGGCUUGAAAGGGGCGAUUGUGUGAAAAAGAAUGCAAAUAUAUUCUAUUCGAUGAUUCAAAGCACAAAUUCUCAUAUAAGAAGAAUAUUAAAUGAGAAAUGUCAAUACGAAGAUGAACUUAGAGAUGCUAAAGAAAAAUAUCAUAAGCAGAUGAUCAAGAUGGUUGAGCAAUGUGAUCCAUCCAAGCGAUUUGGAAGUUAUGGAUUUAGAUUACCUGAUAAAGAUGGCGAGCACGGUUUAUGGAUGGGCUAUGAGGAUCCAGACACAGCUGGAAAUAAAGCAGCUUACGUCAGAGCUAAGAACCUUGGUGGUGUCGCAAUCUUUGAUUUGACCAUGGAUGAUUUCCGAGGAGCAUGUUCAGGUGACAAAUUUCCUAUCUUAAGAGGCGCUCGAUAUCGAUUGAUGUAA
This is a messenger RNA of Clunio marinus, 6076 nucleotides long. The record is from the annotation of a GenBank genome assembly. Lineage: Eukaryota; Metazoa; Arthropoda; Insecta; Diptera; Chironomidae.